UGCUAACCAGUUAACGCGCAUGCAUUUUUCUUGAUAAUUCGUGGUAUUAAUAACAAACUGUGGGAAUUCUCAGAAUACUGUGAUUCUAGAACUCGACGAACUCCUGCGGGUGAACACACCGAAGACAACAAAGCCCAUAUACAAAGAUGUGUGGCGGCUUUACUUGCUCCAAAAACGCAUUGACGGCGCUAAACAUACUUUAUAUCGUUGUUGCAUUUAUUCUAAUCGGUGUUGCUGUUUAUGGAAGAGCAUCUGCACUAGUUACAAAUCUCCCUAUAAUUGGAGGUAUUUUAGCAUGUGGUGUGAUUUUAAUUCUUAUUUCAAUACUUGGUCUUAUUGGUGCUGUUAAACAUCAUCAAGUGUUAUUAUUCUUUUACAUGUUUAUUCUGUUUCUGUUAUUCUUGAUUCAAUUCAGUAUCGCUUGUGCUUGCCUUGCCGUUAAUACCAAACAGCAAGAGCAGCUAGCAGAACAGGGUUGGAGACGUGUUGGAGAUGAUUUAAAAGCAAAGGUUCAGACUACUUUUAUUUGCUGUGGUUUUAAUAGCACCAGUACAUUUGUAGAUGAUCAAAGUCCAUUAUCUUGCAAACAUGUUAAUGAAAUCUGUUGCCCAUAUCCCACGGAGAACGACUGUAUGUGUCCAGCCUGUAUGCAAAAAUUACAAUCUACAAUUGAUUAUGCAUUUAAAUUAUGUGGCAGCAUAGGAUUGUUCUUUAGCUUCACCGAGUUUAUUGGGGUUUGGUUGACCGUGCGGUACAGGAACCAGAAAGAUCCACGAGCUAAUCCUAGUGCUUUUCUCUAGUCUAACACCAUCGCUAUGUCCUCUGUCACCUCAUAUGAUCCUCCUA
Dufourea novaeangliae is the source of this 846-nucleotide messenger RNA. RefSeq names its product tetraspanin-31-A (gene Tsp97E). Gene Ontology annotation, cellular component: membrane. The record is from RefSeq and is a predicted model, not a curated record. Lineage: Eukaryota; Metazoa; Arthropoda; Insecta; Hymenoptera; Halictidae. Bases 147 to 800 code for a protein of 217 amino acids. The transcript has 6 exons.